AUGAAUUUCAAAGACAAAGAUGAGAGAAUUUCUUGUUUGGGCUACGUAACUUUGACAUCUAAGAGCUCAAGAUUUACUGAUGAAACAGAAAUUUUGAAGAUGUCUCAAAAACACUCAGGUCAAGCUGGCACUGAAGCAGGAAAUGGGGUGGACUCUCCUCCAAUUGUCAACUCCAAGUACUCCACCUUCAGAGAUUUUUGUUCCACAUCUUCAUUUCAAGAUAGUGGCUACAAUGAGUUAAAAUCUUGUAGCUUUGAUAAUAUAGAUAAAGGAUAUCUUGGAAAGAAAGAAAAAUGCCCAACAUUACUCCAUGAGCACCCUGAAACUUCAGGCCUGGGCUUAACUCAUUCUUUAGAGUCUCCCACUCAAAAAAAGAAAUUUAUCUUGCCUAGGAAGGAAAAUGAUAAAACCCCAGAACUUUGUGAAACACCUAAAAUCAGUGGGAAAAAAUGUUUACCUCGCAGAAGGUUGCAUGUAUCUUUCUCUCUUCUAAAGGGGGACUUUGAAUCACAAAACAGUGCUCUAGAAAGUAGUAUAAGCCAAGUUCUCAACUUAGAAAAAAAUAUUCCAAGCAGUGCUUCAGGUUUUUCCAGGGCAAAUAAUUUUAGCCCUUUAGUUACUAGCACUUUAAAAACAGAAGAAGUGACUUCAUGCAGUCAAAAAUUGAGGCUUAAUUUUUCUCAGCAAAAGACUUCCACAAUUGAUGAUUCCAAAGAUGAUUGUAGCCUAUUUGAAGUUGAAUGUAUAUCUCCAAUUCAGGGCAAUAAUUUUAAAGACUCUAUCACGCAUGACUUUAGUGAUAGCAGUUUAUGCAUUAAUGAUGAGAAUACAUGUCCAGAGCUCCUGGGCUCCUCUGUUAGUGGAACAACUUGUGGAACAGAUGAGGACAUAUUUGUGACUCCGAUAAGUAAUCUUGUGGCAAACAUUAGAUUUAAUGCAAGUCAAAUACUUUCUCCUUCACCUGAAGUGAGAGGCAAUAUUUCAACGCCUGAAGACAGUGGUUUUAACUCACUUAGCUUGGAGAAAUCAGAAGAUUCCCUCUCUGACCAGGAGGGUUCUUUUCAAGAACUACUUCAGAAACAUAAGGGGACUCCCAAAGUGGGGGACACCAUAAGAAAGACAAGACAUCUUGGAAGGUCGAGAAGACUGUCCACCCUUCGGGAGCAAAGCUCGCAGUCAGAGACAGAAGAGGAAAAGCAGAUUGUCCACCCUGACUCUGAAAAAAGAGCAGCAGCUGCUUCUGCCAUCUCAGAGGGUCAGCUGAGCGGUGAUGAGAGUGGGGAUUUGACCUUUAGCUUAAAGAAUUUAUCGAAGACCCCAGCCUUGCAAUUGGUGCAUGAGCUGUUCAUGAAAAGCAAAAGAAAAAGAUUCCAGGAAAAUAGUGCACAUGAAUUCUUAGAGCAAGGGGAUGGGGAGAAAAUAGCUGUGCUACAGUGUAUACUUGCAGGACUGAUUGGCAAGAAAAUGGGUAUAGAAAAACUGGACAUCUUAACAGAAUUAAAAUACAGAAAUUUAAAGCAUAUUCUUGCUAUGGUUUUAGAUUCCUUGACUGCAGAGAGCCUAUGCAGUGUUUGGAAAGUAAGCAGAAAUUGGCGUGAAAUUGUUGUUCAAGAUAAAAAUGCAAAUCGGAGGAGAAAAUUUUAUAUCACACAACUGAAAACAGAUUCCGAGGGGGCUGUAUUAAAUGUCGAGGAUGCUGCCACUCGGCUCCAGCUUUUAAAUCGCUCAGCUUUAAGAUCUGUGCAGGCACAGGCUAGGAUACCUGGUUCUCAGAGAGAGCAAGGGUCAACAUUAUCUCCCUGGGGAGAAGUUUUGACACCUCUAGCAAGCUCUUCUGUUACUCACUUAAGUAGUAAACAGGAAGAAUAUGUUAAGGUUGCCAAAACACUUUUUAUUGAUGAAGCAUUAAAACCUUGCCCAAGGUGCCAGUCCCCUGCUAAAUACCAGCCAUAUAAGAAAAGGGGACUGUGUAGCCGCACAGCCUGUGGUUUUGACUUUUGUGUGUUAUGUUUGUGUGCUUAUCAUGGGUCUGAAGAAUGUAGUAGAGGAGCAGCAAAGCCAAGAAAUAGAAAAGAUGCUCUCCCAGGAAGUGCCCAGAGUAAGCGGAAUUUAAAACGCCUCUGAAGAGACUAAAUAUAGAAGCACUCCCCCAUGCAGUGUUCUAUUUAUC
This is a messenger RNA of Piliocolobus tephrosceles (Ugandan red Colobus), 2170 nucleotides long. RefSeq names its product F-box only protein 43. The record is from RefSeq and is a predicted model, not a curated record. Gene Ontology annotation, cellular component: nucleus. Gene Ontology annotation, molecular function: protein binding; zinc ion binding. Lineage: Eukaryota; Metazoa; Chordata; Mammalia; Primates; Cercopithecidae. Gene Ontology annotation, biological process: negative regulation of meiotic nuclear division; regulation of mitotic nuclear division.